Molecule: messenger RNA, 816 nt
Organism: Blastocystis hominis
Lineage: Eukaryota; Bigyra; Opalinata; Blastocystidae
Exons: 2
Coding region: 1-816 (271 amino acids)
Biological process (GO): steroid biosynthetic process
Cellular component (GO): membrane
Molecular function (GO): 3-oxo-5-alpha-steroid 4-dehydrogenase activity
Source: RefSeq, a predicted model, not a curated record
AUGAGUGAUGUUUUCCUGCUCGACUGCGGACUCGCGAGAUUUGUCGCGUUCUGCCUCCUUGCGGUUAGCGUUCCGAUUGUGCUAAUUCUAAUCUUCCUCCCUGCAUGGUACGGCAGAUAUACCCAGAACUAUAAGUACUAUCUGGGGUCACUUUCCGCAAGGAGCGCGUGGAUUCUGCAAGAAUGUCCCUCGUUUAUUAUUCCUUCUGUUUUUUUACUGAUGAAUCUCAGGACCGUCAAAGAGAACAUUCCUAGUGUCAUUUGCCUGUGUUUCUAUCUGUUUCACUACUUUUACCGGUCGUUCAUCUAUCCAUGGAGACUGCGUGGCGGAAAACGAACACCUACAGAGAUUUUCUUAAUGGCGUUUUUGUUCUGCGUUUUGAAUGGCUACAUCCAGGCAGCAUACCAUAUUAUACCAUGUUGCUACCGUACAUUCUCUUGGUUGUAUGAUCCGCGUUUCAUUAUCGGUGCUAUUCUUUUCGUUGUUGGUCUCUCUAUCAACUGGAACUCGGAUGCUAUUCUUCGCGGCCUUCGAGCCGACGGAUCGAGCGGUUACAAGAUCCCUCAUGGCGGGAUGUUUGAAUACGUUUCGGGAGCGAACUACUUUGGUGAAUGCCUCGAAUGGACGGGAUACGCCGUGCUGUGCUGGGAUCUCGCGGCUCUGACGUUCGCCGUGUUCACGAUCGCGAACAUCGGUCCGCGUGCGUGGCAACAUCACAAAUGGUACAAGAAAACGUUCGGUGAUGAAUAUCCUCCCCACCGAAAGGCGUUGAUCCCCUUCCUGCUUUCAUUUGUUUGUUACAAGCAUUAUGAGUGA